CCGCCGCGGGUGGACGAUGAGGAGGCGCCGCGGUGGGGCUGGUGCCGCAGCCUUGCUCGCCUGAUCGGGCCUGGCGCUUACCCGGCAGUCCUCCGCGCCGCCGCGCACCUUGCCGCCGCCCCGGGGCGGGCCGUCGCGGCGAGUGUGGAUGCCUAGCGCCUGCCCGCCGCCGCCUGGCGACUAAGCAGGCGCCGCCGGGGCAGAGACCCGCGGACGCCAUGGGCUGCUGCAGCUCCGCCGCUCAGAGCUCCAAGCGAGAGUGGAAGCCUCUGGAGGACCACAGCUGCACAGAUAUACCAUGGCUGCUCUUAUUCAUCCUCUUCUGUGUAGGAAUGGGUUUCAUCUGUGGCUUUUCAAUAGCUACAGGAGCAGCUGCAAGACUGCUUUCAGGAUAUGACAGUUACGGAAACAUUUGUGGACAGAAAAAUGUCAAGGUGGAGGGAAUAGUCAACAGUGGUCUGGACCUCACACAUAAGAAAUAUGUCUUCUUCUUGGAUCCAUGCAACAUUGAUCUAGUACAUCAGAGAAUCAAGUCUCUUGCUUUAUGUGUAUCAACUUGUCCAAGGAAAGAACUAAAAACUCUGGCAGAUAUACAGAAAUUUGCAGAAACUAAUGGAUCCACUCUGUGUAGCUAUGAACUACAGCCAUCAGAAUACACUACAGACCCAAGGGCUGCCAAGUUAUGUCCGAAAUACCCCGUUCCAGAGAGUGCACCUAUUCCAUUCUUCCAUCGCUGUGCUCCUGUGAACAUUUCCUGCUAUGCCAAGUUUGCAGAGGCCCUGAUCACCCUUGUCAGUGACAGUAGUGUCUUACACAGACUGAUUAGUGGAGUUAUGACCAGCAAAGAGAUUAUAAUGGGACUUUGCUUAUUAUCACUAGUGUUGUCCAUGAUUUUGAUGGUCAUAAUCAGAUACAUUUCAAGAGUACUUGUCUGGAUUUUAACAGUUCUGGUCAUUCUGGGAUCACUUGGUGGUACAGGAGUCCUGUGGUGGCUUUAUGCUAAGCAACGAAUAUCUGCUGUUGAGACUCAAAUAGCCAAAGACAAUCUUCAGGCUCUCCUGAUUUAUGCCAUUUCAGCUACAGUCUUCUCGGUUAUCUUGUUCUUGAUAAUGUUAAUUAUGCGCAAGCGAGUAGCUCUCACCAUUGCCUUGUUCCAUGUGGCCGGCAAGGUCUUCAUUCACCUGCCGCUGCUAGUCUUCCAGCCAUUUUGGACAUUCUUUGUGCUUAUCCUCUUCUGGACAUACUGGAUCACAGUCCUGCUUUUUCUUGGUACUACAGGUAGUCCUAUCCCAAAUGAAGAAGGAUUUGUUGAAUUUCGGAUGGUAGGUCCUUUGAAAUAUAUGUGGUGGUACCAUGUAGUGGGACUCAUCUGGAUCAGCGAGUUUAUCCUAGCCUGUCAGCAGAUGACAGUAGCAGGGGCUGUUGUGACAUACUAUUUUACAAGGGAGAAAAGGAAUUUGCCAUUUACUCCUAUUCUAGCAUCCGUAAAUCGCCUUGUUUGUUACCACCUAGGAACAGUAGCAAAGGGGUCUUUCAUUGUCACACUAGUGAAGAUACCACGAAUGAUUCUUAUGUAUAUUCAUACACAACUCAAAGGAAAAGAAAAUGCUUGUGCUCGCUGUAUGCUUAAAGCCUGCAUCUGCUGCCUUUGGUGUCUAGAAAAGUGCCUGACCUACUUAAAUCAGAAUGCGUAUACAGCCACAGCUAUCAACAGCACCAACUUCUGCACCUCAGCAAAGGAUGCCUUUAUUAUUCUAGUGGAAAAUGCUUUGCGAGUGGCUGCCAUAAACACAGUUGGGGAUUUUAUGCUCUUUCUAGGAAAGGUCCUGAUUGUCUGCAGUACAGGUUUGGCCGGGAUUAUGUUGCUGAAUUAUCAACGAGAUUACACCAUCUGGCUGCUGCCACUCAUCAUUGUCUGCCUCUUUGCAUUCCUGGUUGCUCAUUGCUUCCUUUCCAUUUAUGAAAUGGUCGUUGAUGUCCUUUUCUUAUGUUUUGCCAUUGAUACAAAAUACAAUGACGGGAGCCCUGGGAGGGAAUUCUACAUGGAUAAAGUUCUCAUGGAGUUUGUGGAAAAUAGUAGGAAAUCUAUGAAAGAAGCUGGCCGGGGAAUUGGAGCUGAGGGCAGAGAGCUGAAACCAAUGGCCUCUGGAGCAAGUUCAUCUUGAAACUAGCCAGCCAUAUUGGAACCCAUUGACAUUCCAAAACAGUAUAUAUAUACAUAUAUACAUACAAAAAUAUAUAUAUAUUAAAAAAAAAUAAACAGCCAAAAUCAGAGAAAAGGAACAGGGAUUUAAUACUUUUUUUAACAAUUAUUUUUGUGAAACAUGUACUCUUUUCAUACGGGUGGCUUUUACAAGCAGCUUUAUCAUUGUUCCGUUUUUUUAGAUUAUUCAUUGUGGUCAUGGAAAUGUUGGUUUUUGUCUGUUUGAUAUUUAACAACCUGGAGGAGGUAUCCAUUGUAAAGAUAAUCUGAAGUGAUGAUUGGGCUUGGAGGCAGAUUUCCCAUGAUGCUGCUAAUCUGCUCAGAGUUUUACUUUAGUUUGUUUAAAUUUGCAUUAAAUUCAGGACAGUUAACAUGUAAGGAAAACCUUCAAAUCAAGAAAAGUCUCAAAUUUAGUUUUUCAAAAGAUGGUUUCAGUGAGAGUUUGUUUAAUUCUAAUGGGCUUGUAAGCAAUCAUUUUACUUUGCAGCCCUCUCGGGGCACAAUUUUGUUUAUCAGUACCAGAUAAUCACAAUAACCAACUCCUCAGGUAUUCAGGUGUAUGGGAGCCCUUGCAUCUCCUGUUAAACAGCAACUACAAAAUGGGGACAGAUAAUUUUUAUAUGCAAUUAACUUCCUCUUUUACCCUGCUUUACCCUUCGUACCCAUUGCCCUGUCCCUUGAGUUCAGUAGCCCCCUUCACACUCCAGUGGUCCUUCAAAGGAUGUGGAUUCUCCACAUGAGGAAUCGAAGUAACAGAUGAUUAAAGCUCAGUCUUAGCCAUACUCAUGAUUAAUUCAUGACUAGCUAUAAAGAUGCUGAGGUUGGGAAGAGAAGUGUACUGCUGUAGGAAAAAAAAAAAAAGUACUGUAUGUUUCAUUUCAUUUGCUGCCAGAGAGCUCUGAGAGGUAGAAGAGACCAUUCCUUACUACUUGUUUCAUCCAUACUUGUAUGUACUGUAGCGGGUGACUGAAACAGGAAAGGGAAAAGAAACAUUUCCUUUUAAGUGUAACUGCCAGAAUAGUUAUCUAAAGUUAUUGAAUAAUGAAAAGAGAACGUGCUUUAUUAUUGUUAUUAUUACUAUUAUUAUUAUUAUAUACUUAUAUUUCUUUUGAGUCUGGAAGCUCACCGGAUAUGAAUGCUAAUAUUUGAUUAUUCAGCAUAUUGUAAUGGGAAAUGCUUAGAAGUGUAUUUGCUAAGAAUUCAUGAUCUCUCUGUGCUAUAUACUCCUUUUGUUACAAUUUUUUUAAGAAAACUAUUUUUGUUAAUGUAAAGUUAGUAUUUCAGAGCAGAAUUUUUAAACUUAUUGCACUAAAUACAAGCUCUGUACAAAUAAAUCAUGCCUCAAUAGUUUGAUCGCUCCAUUCAAGAAAAAUCUUUUGAAACAGAAAAGCCUUCCUACAGAAGGUUUGUGAUUGAGUGGAUAGGUGUGUCUAGGUGGAGAGAUGCACAGCUCGUGUUGUCAAGGUUUAAUAAGCAAGCAGUUAUCUAUACUUCCUUUCAGAAGAUCAGGCUUUUAAAUUGAUGCAGAAAAGUCAUACCAAGUAGUUAACCAGUGCUCUUACCUUUUGGCCAUAGUAAAAUAUUUCACUUCUGCUUCUAGAAGUCAUUUGAUAACUUACAUUUGUUUGGUUUCCUUUGGGUAAGCUAGUUAAAAGGAUUUUCUCUUUCAUAUCACGGAACCCAAGCUAUACUAAAUGUACGAAAACAAAAAUGCAUACAGAAAUGAUAGCGUCUGGGGAGGCAGGGAGGCAGAAUUAUCCAGUCCUGACAGCACUUAGGCACUCAUUUAAGUGAACUAUCAUUGGUAGCUCCACUGGCAUCAGGAGGGUUAAGUGUGGCAGCUCUAAGUUGCACAUCCAUGUAAGUGCUAACUGGACUAGAGUUUCAACCUAGAGAUUCAAACUGGAAAGGCCUCUCAGCGCCAGAGACCAGACUAUCUAGAAGCAGCACUGGAGCAGUGGAGCAGAGGCAUUCCUGCUCCAGUGUCUUAAGACAGCAGUGGCACUGAACACCAGUGUUUGUGCAGAUCAGUGGGGGUUUAGCAAGGGAAUUUUAAAAACUGGCUUAAACGAAUCCUAGAAACUGGAUUCCAAGGCAAAGAGACUUACCAUGGAUCCAGUUGCUUCCAGAGAAACUAAUUUCCAUCUUGUGUGGAAGUUAUUGGAGGUGCUUUGAUGGAAUCCGUGGAUUCUGCUCAUUUAGACAACAGAUUUCUGCUGUGACCAAUUGCGCAAGUUUGUGUUCUCUGCUCACUGGAAGUCCUUGGUGGGGGCUUUUCUCUGUAAUUGCGACUGAGACUGCGGUUGGAAACAGAUUUUGUAUUUUUGUAUGACCUGACUGUGCGUCAUUUUUAUAGCAGUUUAUCCUGUUUUAAAAAUAAAUUUGUUUUAUUGACAUGGUGUUAAAAAGAUACAGGCAACACUUUUGUAUAGGUAGUUGUAACAUUUAAGUGACAAACCUAUAUCAUUACAGAGUUCUUAAUAAAAUUGUGUGUGCGCCAUUCCUGAGUGUACAACUGGCAUGCAGAGCUUUUCAGCCAUGCCGAGAAGGCAUUCCACCCACACACAGACUUCCCAGUGGCCCUUAAAGCUUUUGAAAGCCCUUUGAAGUUCCCUUGCAGCCAAACUGAAAGCUGCACUCUUCCAAGGAGGUAAGCAGAAGACUGUUGUCUGAAGGGACAGCUUUUCAGGACAAGUUUAGACUCUGCUUUCCAUCCCUGAUGGGGAUGGUGGAGUGGGAGAGCACUCAAGAUGUGAAACCUUUGUUGGCAGCAGAGGUCCUGGGGUCUACCUGUUGUGAUGGGCUAAAUGUUUUCCAGCUGGUUUAAAGCCAGUGUAUGGACUGCUUUGUGGGUAGCGGUUUAGGCUCUCCAGAGAUUGACGUUGCACUGGGAGUAACACUGCAGGAGAAGCAGAUCAGAGAGCUGAGACAGAGAAAUUCUCUCCUUGUUCAGAAGUCUACUGAACUACUCAAGUAGUUCUUGAGUACUGGAGAUUCAGGCUAGACAAUUUGGGUUUAAAGUUUAAGCCAACAGGAUUGCUGGUUCCUGGCACUUGGUGUCUGCAGACUGUCUGUAUCACAGCCUCCGAUCUGCUAACUUUAAAAGGAAAAAAAUAAUAUUCUUUAAAUUGUUUGAUUUAUCUCCACAUUGUUUUUACUCUGUCAUAUUUGGAUGUCAUAGUGGCAUGUCAUCUUUAUAUUGCUUCUUCCAGUCCUAGGGAAUUUCUUUGUUGUUAUUCUUUUAGCUCUCAUUUCUAUAUUGCUCUUUCAGCAAAGAAAUGCCAAGUGGCAGCGUGUCACCUCCCCUUUACCCCACCAAUCUUACUCAGUACAUGCCUUCUCACCUCCCCAAGGCAGUAACUUAGGGUGUCACCUGGGCUGGCCGGGAGCAGAAGGGAAGUAGGUGCUGAGCUGAAGUCCUGAAGAGGGAUUUUUUUUUAUAAGAUCACUCCAUCAUUUUGCUGGCUGUAGUCAGUUGGGAGUGCAGUCCAUCGUCUCUACAGGUCCAGUUAGGGCUUCUUUACAGCUAGACUAAACGUAUGGUAUGGCCAGCUUAGAACUGCAUCUUCAACCUUCCAGUAGCUUGUGUUCAUGCUCGCAGCUGCCAAAAACAGGAUGGGGUUUUACAUGUGGCCUUAGCUUGGCAUGGUAACUCAAGGACUUUUGGCAUUAGGAAAGCAGAUUGUUGAAGGCAGAAUUUAAAGUGGAAAACCCAGAUAGAAGUUGUGGUGGAUUGAUGCUGGCUGGCAGGUAAGCCCCUACACUGUUUCUUGCUCAGUCCUCCAGCAGGAGCAGAGAGAACACUGGAAGUAAAAAAGCAUUGGGGGGAAAAAAAAAAAAGGACAAUUCAUUAAGGAAAAAAAACAACCACAACUGACCAACCAAGUGAUGCAAAGGUAAUCACUCACUGUCUCCCACCAGCAGAUGAAUGCUCAGCAUCUUUGCACCUGCCCCUACUGCCCCCACACCAGUUUUAUUGUUGAGUGCGGUGGUAUAGGGUAUUUCUUCAGUCUGUUCAGGUCAGUUGUCCUGGCUGUGUGCCCUCCCGCCUUUUUGCCCAACCCUAGCCUAAUCUGCUGGAAUGGCAGUGAGAGAGAAGGCAUUGGCCCUGUGCAAGCACUGCUCAGCAGCAGGUAAAACCAAUACUGGGUUAGCAACAGUUUUGGUUUCAAGUCUACAACACAGCACCAUGUGGGCUGCUGUGAUGAAAAUCAACUCCAUCCCAGCCUAACCCAGUACACAGGUCCACUUACCCAAGAGUUAGUCCAAGACUUUCUCCCUGUGUUUCUGUACAGCACCUUCUCAGGGUGGUUUCUUCUUUCUGAAAGGGCUUUUUUUGUAGCAGGCAAUUAGCCUGCUUCACGGUGCUCCCUUUCAUGGAGGGAGCAGGGGAUGCUAGCUCUUACUCUUUCAGCACAAAAUGGGGAUAUAAAGCAAAAAUGAGCCCUUUCUGUAUCAGUGUUCUGGCAAUUGAGCAGCCAGUGUUGGAGACAACACAUUCCAUGUGCCCUCAGGGCAUGCACUUUAGGGAUUUGCUCUGAGUGGUUAUGAUGUAUUCUAUGAAUGUAUGUUAUAGAGUCAGAGUAAAAUGCAUGUAGCAGACAUAUGCUUAUCAUCACCAUCCAGUGAUCAUUUCGUUCUGAGUGCAUAUUACAUGCUAUAUUGGACAUAGCACAGUCAUUUUAAGAAACACCCUUAAGAUUGAAAAGUAGAUACUUAACAGCAUCCCUGGUUUUAAAAUCAUGGCUUUGCCUGUGCAGAUACUGUUGACUAAAUCUAAACAUCACUAGUCCAUUGUUUCUUGAGCAGCUUGUUUGUCACAUCAUCACUACAGAAAUCCAAUUUCAUCAUCUCUGUGGGAAAAAAAAAAAAUCUUAUGUUUCCUGAAAUAAAAACCAACAAGACUUAUUUGAAGUAUCUCUUGCACUCAGCUUGUUUGUUGGAGUGAUGGAUGUUUACUCUGAAUAUUUCAUUUUAAAAUGCUUUUUCAGCUAUUUUAUCUCUGCUGUUAUGUCCAUCACAUAACAACAGAUUAUAGAGACUAGUAAACUCGUAUUUCUUGUGUUCUGUAGCAAAUACUGUUCUCAAGGGUUUGUUGUGCUUCAUUUGUUUGAGGUUUUUUUCUGUUAUAUUUAGAGAGAUGAAAGAAGAGAUAAUACUUAUCUCUUGUGAUGUGGGUCAUGUUUAAAGGGCAGAAUUUCUGAUCUGGGAUGGAGCUGUGAUGUGUCUUGCGAUGUUUGCAAGCUGAUGCAAUCAAGCCAAAGCUCUUCAGAGACACUAGGAUAAUGAAAAUAUUUCUAGGGACAAUAGGUAGCAUGAAUCCAUCUAAAAAAUACCCAUUUGGAGGCUAAACUACCUGGCGUUCAUUUGACAGAGAUUUGUUAAAACAGGACUGGGAUAAACCUAGUGGCAAAUGCCAUCAGAUUCUACUCCCCUGUCUCACUGAAGCCAAGUCAUCAUUUGUGAAUACGCUGACCAGAAUUUGGCAGUCAAAGCUUUUGGUACUUUUCUAUAGAAGAGUCGUGGCACUCCCCUUAGAACCAAAGUUUCAGGAAUUCAGAGCAAAAGUACCAGCUGACUUUAGCAGAACAAGCCUGCUGUCAGUAGCUUUGAGGGCAGCCGUAGUCUCUCUGGUGCGUGAUGGAAGGCAUUGGCAGCUCAGGUGGCUGCGCUGCCUCAGGCACGCUGCCUCUCCCCACAGGCUCCAGAGAGGCUGUGUGAGAUCAGGAUGCUGAUUUCUUCUGAAACCCAGCAGAAGCUGGGUGCAGAUGGGAGUUCCCAUGAAAGUCAGUGUCUGUGCUCCAGUGUUGAUACUGGUUGGAUCCCUCCCUGCUUGAACUGGAAAGGAACAGUAUCUCUCAUUAGAAAAACAGUGCUGCAGACAACGUGUCUCUUGGGGCAGUGAAGAAGGGAAAGACAGAAAGGUGGCUUUGUUUGUAAUGCAGGCCAGAAGGCAGCUGCUGGAGGUGAGAUGGAGCCAUGGAGAGCAGGAUUUCACAAGUAGUAAAUACUCUGCAGGAUCUUCACAGUAGUUAAGAAAAGUCAUGUUCCAAUUCACAGACAUCUCACAGCAACAUCCCCUGUGCCCUGCUUUUAUUUUGCUCUGGAGCUCACGAGAGCAAGAAAGAAGGUGGAAUCCUUUACCUGUAGAACGAAAUUGUUUCUAAACAGUAGGGUCCUGUUGCUGACUAUAGCAACUGCCCAUCUUCCAAAUGGAUUUUAAAGGCUUGACAGUAAUUGCAUUGUCAUAGUCCGUCAAAGCUUCACCUGGAAACAAAUCUUUCAUCCUCUUUCGCUCAUAUAUCUAAUAGGGCAAUCAAACCCCUGGACUGGCUUAGUGAUGUACAUUGAAUCAAGAUCAACCAACAAGUGCUCCUUUUUCCAGUGGAAUGCCACCUCCUUUGGGAACAGGAAAAGUAAAUGUGACACUGUUUGUUGUUGUCUUGAGAACUUGAAAUGUUUUAUACUGCAAGCUGUGAAUGCAGGAAGAGAAGGGAAAUUAACAGUGCUGAUCUAAUCUUAGAUUUUCUGUAUAAACUGACAUUGUGCCAGGAUACUGAUGCAAAACUGUAUUUUAGUCUAA
Colius striatus (speckled mousebird) is the source of this 8786-nucleotide messenger RNA. RefSeq names its product solute carrier family 44 member 1 (gene SLC44A1). The record is from RefSeq and is a predicted model, not a curated record. The coding region runs from base 219 to 2165 and encodes 648 amino acids. Gene Ontology annotation, cellular component: plasma membrane. Gene Ontology annotation, molecular function: choline transmembrane transporter activity. Lineage: Eukaryota; Metazoa; Chordata; Aves; Coliiformes; Coliidae. The transcript has 16 exons. Gene Ontology annotation, biological process: choline transport; transmembrane transport.